This is a messenger RNA of Musa acuminata subsp. malaccensis (wild Malaysian banana), 715 nucleotides long. Its product is annotated as small ribosomal subunit protein eS19. Lineage: Eukaryota; Viridiplantae; Streptophyta; Magnoliopsida; Zingiberales; Musaceae. Gene Ontology annotation, molecular function: RNA binding; structural constituent of ribosome. Gene Ontology annotation, cellular component: ribosome; cytosolic small ribosomal subunit. Gene Ontology annotation, biological process: ribosomal small subunit assembly; translation. The record is from RefSeq and is a predicted model, not a curated record.
UCGCCGACCCUCUCUCUCGCGCACGCGCAAGCGCAAGCGCAAAGAGGCCCGAAGCAGCGGAAGAGGAGACUGCAACCGCGCACCAUGGAGAACGACGUGGCCAAGACCGUUAAGGACGUCUCGCCCCACGAGUUCGUCAAGGCCUACUCCGCCCACCUCAAGCGAUCCGGCAAGAUGGAACUUCCUGAGUGGACAGACAUUGUGAAGACCGGAAGGUUCAAGGAACUUGCUCCUUAUGAUCCUGAUUGGUACUACAUUAGAGCUGCUUCAAUGGCAAGAAAGAUAUAUUUAAGGCAGGGUAUUGGAGUAGGUGGCUUUCAAAAGAUUUAUGGAGGCCGCAAGAGGAAUGGAAGUCGUCCACCACAUUUCUGCAAGAGCAGCGGAGCCAUUGCUCGCCACAUUUUGCAGCAGUUGCAGAGGAUGAAUAUCAUUGAAAUCGAACCUAAAGGCGGAAGGAGGAUUACUUCUCAAGGGCAGCGAGAUCUUGAUCAAGUUGCCGGACGUGUCUAAGUGCAACCUCGAUCUUUGAGUUCCAUGACAUCAAUUCGGAAAGAUUUUGCUCAGAGCUUUAGUAGCGGAGUUCGUUUUAAUCAAAAGUUGGACAUGUUUGGGCAUUUGACAUGAUUUAUUUCGUCUGUUGGACAAUCUUUCUGCUUGAGAUAAAUGUAGGGUUUACUUUGAACAUAUUAUUUCAGUGGAAUGUUCCUUACAAUCC